AGCCAAUUGUCCGAGAGUCAAGGGUUACAAGAAAAGGAAAAUCAUUUACAACUCGAAUUCAUUCAUUCAUUUAAAAUGGGCCGUAAGAAAAUAAUGGAGAAGCCUUACAUUAAACGUUCGAUUUCAAAAUCCGUUCGUGACCAGUACAAGUGCUACCUGGAGAAGAACCCGGAGAGCCCAAAAGGUUUCGAGCGUGGACUGGAGCCACUUAGAAUAGUGGGGGCCACCGACUCGUCCGGGGAGCUGAUGUAUCUGAUGUUAUGGAAGGGCAGCGACUUUGUAGAUGAGGUGCCGGCAAAGGUGGCCCACAAUCGGUGUCCCCAGUUGGUCAUCCGAUUCUACGAAGAACGUCUCGUGUGGGCUUCAAACGGUGAAGGAAAGGGAGAAAUCAAAGAUAACUGAAGAAUCUGGAUGCAGAUGGAUAUACGCUCAUACUCGACGUAGCCAAGCUGGUUAUAUGGCUGAUCCUGUUGCAAAAUUUUGUAA
Messenger RNA from Drosophila subpulchrella, 486 nucleotides. RefSeq names its product chromobox protein homolog 1 (gene HP6). The coding region runs from base 76 to 402 and encodes 108 amino acids. Gene Ontology annotation, cellular component: nucleus. The record is from RefSeq and is a predicted model, not a curated record. Lineage: Eukaryota; Metazoa; Arthropoda; Insecta; Diptera; Drosophilidae. The transcript has a single exon.